AUGAACCAAAGGAAGGAAGCCCAAAAGGAGGAUGAGAAGCAGGUGGUGGCCGUUGUCGAGGGGACAGCGACGCUCCCGUCCGCGAGCGACGAGGAAAAAGGCACCGAGACGCAGUUGCAAAACAUCGACCUUAGCGAGCAGCCCGACCCCGGCUUGGCAAGCCCCCUCCAAUGUCCCCCUGUAACCUGGGAUGGCCCGGAUGACCCCGCCAACCCGGUCAACAUGCGGCCGGCGCUCAAAUGGAUCAUCUCCAUCUUUGUGUCACUCGGAGGCUUCGUUACGCUCAUGUCGGGGAGCAUGAUCGCGCCGGCGCUGCCAGCCCUCGGCCUCGACUUGGGUAUGACUGCAUCCGAAGCCGAGUCGGCGCUCUCUAUCUUCAUCCUCGCCUUUGCCGUGGGACCGCUCCUCCUUGCCCCCUUCGCCGAAGUGUACGGCCGCAAGCCGGUCUGGAUCGUGAGCGGCUUCAUCUACAGCGGAUGGAGCGUGGUGAGCGGCUUCUCCCACAACAAACCCACCCUCGUCGCAUCCCGCUUCCUGGCCGGCAUCGGCGGCAGCGUCGACUUCGUCAUCGCCCUCCCCAUCACCAGCGACAUCUGGCCGCCCGAACAGCGCGGCCAAUCCUUUGCCCUGGUCAACGCCGUCCCGCUGCUCGGCCCGGCCCUCGGCCCCCUUCUUGGCGGCGCCAUCGCCGACACCAUCGGCUGGCGCUGGAUCUUCUGGGUCGCCGCCAUCUUUUGUAGCGCCCUCAUGCUCCUCGCCCUGGUCCUCCUCCCCGAGACCUCGCACGCCAAAAUCCUCGGCGACAAAGCCGCCCGCCUCACCGCGCAAACCGGCCGCCCGCACUACACCCAGUUCAACAAAGCCACCCACACCACCACCCUCCCGCGCCAGCUCCUCGUCAGCAUCGCCCGCCCGGCGCGCAUGCUCGCCACGCAGCCCAUCCUGCAACUCGUUUCCGUCUUCAUGGCCUUCAACUUCGGAGUUCUCUACUACCUCCUCGCCACCUUCGCCAUCCUCCACGCGGACGUCUACCACGAGUCCGUCGCCCAGACGGGACUGCACUACAUCGCCAUCGCCAUCGGCAACCUCUCCGCCAACUUCCUCGGCGCGUACGCCAUGGACCGCCUCUGGGGGGUCUUGAAGCGCCGCGCCAACGGCGCCACGGCCCCCGAGUACCGCAUCCCCCUCACCUUCCCGGGGGCCAUCUUCAUACCCACAGGCCUGCUCUGGUACGGCUGGUCCGCAAACGCGCGUCUGCACUGGAUCAUGACGGACGUCGGCGCGGCCAUCGUCGGGUUCGGCCUGCUGCUGCACACGAGCGCCAUGUCGGCGUAUGUCCUGGAUUCGUUCCCGGAUUACACGGCGUCGGCGAUGGGCGCGUCCCAGGUGCUGAGGAUGGUGUGCGGGUUUGUGUUUCCCAUCUUUGCCCCGCCCAUGCAACAGCGGCUGGGCUGGGGUUGGUCGAAUACCGUGCUGGCGCUCAUCGCGGUGGUGUUUGGCGUGGUGGGGCCGCUGGUGCAGUGGAAUUUUGGAGCGAGGAUACGCGCGAUGGGGAAGCCGUUGAGGUGA
Molecule: messenger RNA, 1569 nt
Organism: Chaetomium globosum CBS 148.51
Lineage: Eukaryota; Fungi; Ascomycota; Sordariomycetes; Sordariales; Chaetomiaceae
Exons: 2
Coding region: 1-1569 (522 amino acids)
Biological process (GO): transmembrane transport
Cellular component (GO): membrane
Molecular function (GO): transmembrane transporter activity
Source: RefSeq, a predicted model, not a curated record